AUGUCUGGAAGAGAGAGAGAAGGAUGGAGUGAUGGAGGAGGAGGAGACAACCAGGUGGAGGAUGAGUUUGCAUGUUCCGGGGUGCUACGCGGAGCCCUACAGUCCUUCCACGCCUCCCUGGAGAGGAUAUUUGGGGUGUCCUUUAUGAUCGGAAGAGAGGAGGAUGCUGUGUUGCCACAUGAUGGACAGAUCUGGCUUAAACUAAAAGGAGGAAGGAAGGAUGUUGUGGCUGCCAAAGUAAGAAAUUACUUAUCGUAUUAUUAUUAUUCUGAACUCUUAGCUUUAAUGUUAUGGUCAAUAUCAUGGUAACAGAAUUACGCUUUAAAAUGUAUGCUAAACAAAAACAUUUGAUUUUAAAGUUGAACAAACCAUACAACUGUAUGCACAAGGACUACUUCGAACAAUUUACACAGAUAUUUUCACAAAACACAUUUACUGGAAGAACUGUGCAGAUGCAAAGUUUGGUAACAGAAUUACGGUCAAAUCUCCCUCAGUUUUUUAUGCAACCACGUUUUCCAAAAUAUUUUUUGUUAUUGAACUACAGUAGGUGAAGUGGAUUUACAUCCGGUAACGGAAUUACGGUAAUGGAAUCACAUUAUGGGUCCCUGAUCUGUAUUAUACAGAAAUGCAUAAUUAUGGAUAUGAAUAUCAUUCCCUUCAUGGUGAUGAAUCCUGAAUAGGUAAACAAAGGUAGAAAUAUGCAAUAUCCUUCUUUUGCAUAUUAUUCUACACACUGGCUGUUAUUGUAAUGAGCUCCGCCCCCAAACAAGACCACAUCUGGUUGGUCCGGACCAGACCAAAUCUGAAACAAUCAUAGACGUCUAUGUUUCACAACUUUGGACAGCACAGAACAGCACAGUCGAGCACAGUAGAGUGUUGUACAAUACAGUAGAUCACAGCACAGUAGAGUGUAGUACAAUACAGUAGAUCACAGCACAGUAGAGUGUAGUACAAUACAGUAGAUCACAGCACAGUAGAGUUCAGAACAGUACAGUAAAGUUGAUAUGUUCAGUACAGUAUAUUAUACUGUACUCUACUUUAGUGUGCCCUACUGUACUGUACUGAACCCUACUGUACAGUACAGUACUGUACUUUUCUAUACUUUUCUUUACUCUACUGUACUGUUCUCUACUGUGAUCUACUGUACUGUACAGUGCUGUCCAAACUUGUGAAACAUAGUCGUCUAUGAUUGGUUCAGAUUUGGUCCAGUCAGUGUUGUAAAUACGUGCAAAUAGUUAAAGUACAAAAGUAAAUAAAUAUGGGUUGUAUUUACAAUGGUGUUUGUUCUUCACUGGUUGCCCUUUUCUUGUGGCAACAGGUCAGAAAUCUUGCUGCUGUGAUUGCAGACUGUGGUACAUCACCCAAUAGAUAUCAGAGUUUAUCAAAAUUGGAUUUGUGGGUCUGUGUAAUCUGAGGGAAAUAUGUGUCUCUAAUAUGGUCAUACAUUUGGCAGGAGGUUAGGAAGUGCAGCUCAGUUUCCACCUCAUUUUGUGGGCAGUGUGCACAUAGCCUGUUUUCUCUUGAGAGCCAGGUCUGCCUACAGCGGCCUUUCUCAAUAGCAAGGCUAUGCUCACUAGUCUGUACAUAGUCAAAGCUUUCCUUAAUUUUGGGUCAGUCACAGUGGUCAGGUAUUCUGCCACUGUGUACUCUCUGUUUAGGGCCAAAUAGCAUUCUAGUUUGCUUUGUUUUUUGUUAAUUCUUUCCAAUGUGUCAAGUAAUUAUCUUUUUGUUUUCUCAUGAUUUGGUUGGGUCUACUUGUGUUGCUUGUCCUGGGGCUCAGUGGGGUCUGUUUGUGUUUGUGAACAGAGCCCCGGGACCAGCUUACUUAGGGGACUCUUCUCCAGGUUAAUCUCUCUGUAGGUGAUGGCUUUGUUAUGGAAGGUUUGGGAAUCACUUCCUUUUACAUGGUUGUAGAAUUUAACAGUUAUUUUCUGGUUUUUGAUAAUUAGCGGGUAUCGGCCUAAUUCUGCUCUGCAUGCAAUUUGGUGUUUGUCCCAUUUUGUGAAUUCUUGGUUGGUGAGCGGACCCCAGACCUCACAACCAUGAAGGGCAAUGGGUUCUAUAAUGGAUUCAAGUAUUUUUAGCCAGAUCGUAAUUGGUAUGUCGAAUUUUGUGUUCCUUUUGAUGGCAUAGAAGGCCCUUCUUGCCUUGUCUCUCAGAUCAUUCACAGCUUUGUGGAAGUUACCUGUGGCACUGAUGUUUAGGCAGAGGUAUGUAUCGUUUUUUGUGUGCUCUAGGGCAAUGGUGUCUAGAUGGAAUUUGUAUUUGUGGUCGUGGCAACUGGACCUUUUUUGGAACACCAUUAUUUUUGUCUUACUGAGAUUUACUCUCAGGGCCCAGGUCUGACAUAAUCUGUGCAGAAGAUCUAGGUGCUGCUGUAGGCCCUCCUUGUUUGGGGACAGAAGCACCGGAUCAUCAGCAAACAGUAGACAUUUGACUUCAGAUUCUACUAGGGUGAGGCCAGGUGCUGCAGACCGUUCGAGUGCCCUCGCCAAUUCGUUGAUAUAUACAGUACCAGUCAAAAGUUUGGACACACCUACUCAUUCAAGGGUUUUUCUUUAUUUUUACUAUUUUCUACAGUGUAGAAUAAUAGUGAAGACAUCAAAACUAUGAAAUAACACAUAUGGAAUCAUGUAGUAACCAAUAAAGUAUAUAAUAUAAAUAUAAUAUAAUAUAAUAUAUAAUAAUAUAAUAUAUAUAAUAUAAUAUGCCAUUUAGCAGACGCUUUUAUCCAAAGCGACUUACAGUCAUGCGUGCAUACAUUUUUUUUUUUGUGUAUGUGUUAAACAAAUCAAAAUAUAUGUUAUAUUUGAGAUUCUUCAAAUAGCCACCCUUUGCCUUGAUGACAGCUUUGCACACUCUUGGCAUUCUCUCAACCAGCUUCACCUGGAAUGCUUUCCAACAGUCUUGAAGGAGUUCCCACAUAUGCUGAGCACUUGUUGGCAGCUUUUCCUUCACUCUGCCGUCCGACUCAUCCCAAACCAUCUCAGUUGGGUGGAGGUCGGGGGAUUGUGGAGGCCAGGUCAUCUAAUGCAGCACUCUAUCACUCUCCUUCUUGGUAAAAUAGCCCUUACACAGCCUGGAGGUGUGUUGGGUCAUUGUCCUGUUGAAAAACAAAUGAUAGUCCCACUAAGCCCAAACCAGAUGGGAUUGCGUAUCACUGCAGAAUGAUGUGGUAGCCAGGCUGGUUAAGUGUGCCUUGCAUUCUAAAUAAAUCACAGACAGUGUAACCAGCAAAGCAACCCCACACCAUCACAUCUCCUCCUCCAUGCUUUACGGUGGGAAAUACACAUGCAGAGAUCAUCCAUUCACCCACACUGCGUCUCACAAAGACAUGGCGGUUGGAACCAAAAAUCUCCAAUUUGGACUCCAGAACAAAUGACAUAUUUGUUUCUUUGCAGCAAUUCGACCAUGAAGGCCUGAUUCACACAAUCCCCUCUAAACAGUUUAUGUUGAGAUGUGUCUGUGACUUGAACUCUGUGAAGCAUUUUUUUUGGCUGCAAUUUCUGAGGCUGGUAACUCUAAUGAACUUAUCCUCUGCAGCAGAGGUAACUCUGGGUCUUCCAUUCCUGUUUCGGUCCUCAUGAGAGCCAGUUUCAUCAUAGCGCUUGAUGGUUUUUGCGACUGCACUUGAGGAAACUUUAAAAGUUCUUGAAAUGUUCUGUAUUGACUGACCUUCAUGUCUUAAAGUAAUGAUGGACUGUCGUUUCUCUUUGCUUAUUUGAGCUGUUCUUGCCAUAAUAUGGACAUGGUCUUUUACCAUAUAGGGCUAUCUUCUGUAUACCCCAACUACCUUGUCACAACACAACUGAUUGGCUCAAACGCAUUAAGAAGGAAAGAAAUUCCACAAAUUAACUUUUAAGAAGGCACACAUGUUAAUUGAAAUGCAUUCCAGGUGACUAUCUCAUGAAGCUGGUUGAGAUAAUGCCAAGAGUGUGGAAAGCUGUCAUCAAAAUAUAUUUUGAUUUGUUUAACACUUUUUUGGUUACUACAUGAUUCCAUAUGUGUUAUUUCGUAGUUCUGAUGUCUUCACUAAUAUUCUACAAUGUAAAAAAAAAUUAAAAUAAAGAAAAACCCUUGAAUGAGUAGGUAGUGGUAGUGUCUGUUGAAGAGGGUGGGGCUUAAGCUGCAUACCUGUCUCACCCCACGACCCUGGGGAAAAAUAUGUGUGUUUUUUUUGCCAAUUUUAACUGCUGUUUGUGUACAUGGAUUUUAUAAUGUCGUAUGUUUUUCCCCCAGUUGUUUGUCAAUUAGGGUGUGCAGGGUGAAUACAUGGUCUGUCAGAGGAUAAUUUGGUAAUUUCUCCGUACAUUGUUUUCACUGAGGAAAUGAACGAGUCUGCUAUUAAUGAUAGUGCAGCAGAUUUUCCCAAGGUUGCUGUUGGCGCAUAUCCCACGGUAGUUAUUGGGGUCAAAUUUGUCUCCACUUUUGUGGAUUGGGGUGAUCAGUCCUUGGUUCCAAAUAUUGGGGAAGAUGCCAGAGCUGAGAUUGAUUUGAAAGAGUUUAAGUAUAGCCAGUUGGAAUUUGUGGUCUGUAUAUUUUAUCAUUUAUUUUAGGAUACCAUCAACACCACAGGCCUUUUUGGGUUGGAUGGUUUGUAUUUUGUCCUGUAGUUCAUUCAAUGUAAUUAGAGAAUCCAGUGGAUUCUGGUACUUUAAUAGUUGAUUCUAAGAUUUGUUUUUGAUCAUGUAUAUGGUUUUUGCUGUUUGUUCUUUGUUAGAGGGACAAAAAGAUUGGAGAAGUGGUUCAUCCAUACAUCUCUGUUUUGGAUAGAUAACUCUUCAUGUUGUUGUUUGUUUUGUGUGUUCCAAUUUUCCCAGAAGUGGUUAGAUUCACUACUUUCCUUCCAUCUAUAGCAUUUCUUAAUAAACUCAGCAAAAAAAGAAACAUCCCUUUUUCAGGACCCUGUCUUUCAAAGAUAAUUCGUAAAAAUCCAAAUAACUUCACAGAUCUUCAUUGUAAAGGGUUUAAACACUGUUUCCCAUGCUUGUUCAAUGAACCAUAAACAAUUAAUGAACAUGCACCUGUGGAACGGUCGUUAAGACACUAACAGCUUACAGACGGUAGGCAAUUAACGUCACAGUUAUGAAAACUUAGGACACUAAAGAGGCCUUUCUACUGACUCUGAAAAACAUCAAAAGAAAGAUGCCCAGGGUCCCUGCUCAUCUGCGUGAACGUGCCUUAGGCAUGCUGCAAGGAGGCAUAAGGACUGCAGAUGUGGCCAGGGCAAUAAGUUGCAAUGUCCGUACUGUGAGACGCCUAAGACAGCGCUACAGGGAGACAGGACGGACAGCUGAUCGUCCUCGCAGUGGCAGACCACAUGUAACAACACCUGCACAGAAUCGGUACAUCCAAACAUCACACCUGCGGGACAGGUACAGGAUGGCAACAACAACUGCCCAAGGUACAUAUACUGACUGUUACUUUUGAUUUUGACCCCCCCUUUGUUCAGGGACACAUUAUUCCAUUUAUGUUAGUCACAUGUCUGUGGAACUUGUUCAGUUUAUGUCUCAGUUGUUGAAUCUUGUUAUGUUCAUACAAAUAUUUACACAUGUUAAGUUUGCUGAAAAUAAACGCAGUUGACAGUGAGAGGACGUUUCUUUUUUUGCUGAGUUUAUUAUUCAGUUCCUUUGGCUUUGAUGCCUCAUGAUUGAGUAUUGCUCUGUUCAAGUAGACUGUGAUUUUGCUGUGAUCUGAUAGGGGUGUCAGUGGGCUGACUGUGAAUGCUCUGAGAGACUCUGGGUUGAGGUCAGUGAUAAAGUAGUCUACAGUACUACUGCCAAGAGAUGAGCUAUAGGUGUACCUACCGUAGGAGUCCCCUUGAGCCUACCAUUGACUACGUACAUACCAAGUUUGCGACAGAGCUGCAGGAGUUGUGACCCGUUUUUGUUGGUUAUGUUGUCGUAGUUGUGCCUAGGGGGGCAUAUGGGGGAGGUGUUUGUCCCACUAUGUGCUGAGGGUGUCAGGUUCUUGUCCAGUUCUGGCAUUUAGGUCGCCACAGACUAAAUCAAAUCAAAUUUUAUUGGUCACAUGCGCCGAAUACAACAGGUGCAGACAUUACAGUGAAAUGCUUACUUACAGCCCUUAACCAACAGUGCAUUUAUUUUAAACAAAAAAGUAAGAAUAAAACAUCAACAAAAAAGUGUUGAGAAAAAAAGAGCAGAAGUAAAAUAAAGUGACAGUAGGGAGGCUAUAUAUACAGUAAAAUAAAGUGACAGUAGGGAGGCUAUAUAUACAGGGGGGUACCGUUGCAUAGUCAAUGUGCUGGGGCACCGGCUAGUUGAGGUAGUUGAGGUAAUAUGUACAUGUGGGUAGAGUUAAAGUGACUAUGCAUAAAUACUUAACAGAGUAGCAGCAGCGUAAAAAGGAUGGGGUGGGGGGGGCAGUGCAAAUAGUCCGGGUAGCCAUGAUUAGCUGUUCAGGAGUCUUAUGGCUUGGGGGUAGAAGCUGUUGAGAAGUCUUUUGGACCUAGACUUGGCACUCCGGUACCGCUUGCCGUGCGGUAGCAGAGAGAACAGUCUAUGACUAGGGUGGCUGGAGUCUUUGACAAUUUUGAGGGCCUUCCUCUGACACCGCCUGGUAUAGAGGUCCUGGAUGGCAGGGAGCUUUGCCCCAGUGAUGUACUGGGCCGUACGCACUACCCUCUGUAGUGCCUUGCGGUCAGAGGCCAAGCAGUUGCCAUACCAGGCGGUGAUGCAACCAGUCAGGAUGCUCUCGAUGGUGCAGCUGUAGAAUUUUUUGAGGAUCUGAGGACCCAUGCCAAAUCUUUUUAGUCUCCUGAGGGGGAAUAGGCUUUGUCGUGCCCUCUUCACGACUGUCUUGGUGUGUUUGGACCAUGAUAGUUCGUUGGUGAUGUGGACACCAAGGAACUUGAAGCUCUCAACCUGUUCCACUACAGCCCCGUCGAUGAGAAUGGGGGCGUGCUCAGUCCUCUUUUUUUUCCUGUAGUCCACAAUCAUCUCCUUUGUCUUGGUCACGUUGAGGGAGAGGUUGUUGUCCUGGCACCACACGGCCAGAUCUCUGACCUCCUCCCUAUAGGCUGUCUCAUCGUUGUCGGUGAUCAGGCCUACCACUGUUGUGUCGUCGGCAAACUUAAUGAUGGUGUUGGAGUCGUGCCUGGCCAUGCAGUCAUGGGUGAACAGAGAGUACAGGAGGGGACUGAGCACGCACCCCUGAGGGGCCCCCGUGUUGAGGAUCAGUGUGGCAGAUGUGUUGUUACCUACCCUUACCACCUGGGGGCGGCCCGUCAGGAAGUCCAGGAUCCAGUUGCAGAGGGAGGUGUUUAGUCCCAGGAUCCUUAGCUUAGUGAUGAGCUUAGAGGGCACUAUGGUGUUGAAUGCUGAGCUGUAGUCAAUGAAUAGCAUUCUCACGUAGGUGUUCCUCUUGUCCAGGUGGGAAAGGGCAGUGUGGAGUGCGAUAGAGAUUGCAUCAUCUGUGGAUCUGUUGGGGCGGUAUGCAAAUUGGAGUGGGUCUAGGGUUUCUGGGAUUAUGCUGUUGAUGUGAGCCAUGACCAGUCUUUCAAAGCACUUCAUGGCUACAGACGUCAGUGCUACGGGUCGGUAGUCAUUUAGGCAGGUUAUCUUAAAGUUCUUGGGCACGGGGACUAUGGUGGUCUGCUUGAAACAUGUUGGUAUUACAGACUCAGUCAGGGACAUGUUGAAAAUGUCAGUGAAGACACUUGCCAGUUGGUCAGCACAUGCUCGGAGUACACGUCCUGGUAAUCCGUCUGGCCCUGCGGCCUUGUGAAUGUUGACCUGCUUAAAAGUCUUACUCACAUCGGCUACGGAGAGCGUGAUCACAUAGUCGUCCGGAACAGCUGGUGCUCUCAUGCAUGCUUCAGUGUUACUUGCCUCGAAGCGAGCAUAGAAGUGGUUUAGCUCGUCUGGUAGGCUUGUGUCACUGGGCAGCUCGCGGCUGUGCUUCCCUUUGUAGUCUGUAAUAGUUUUCAAGCCCUGCCACAUCCGACGAGCGUCAGAACCAGUGUAGUAUGAUUCAAUCUUAGACCUGUAUUGACUCUUUGCCUGUUUGAUGGUUCGUCGGAGGUCAUAGCGGGAUUUCUUAUAAGCGUCCGGGUUAGAGUCCCGUUCCUUGAAAGCGGCAGCUCUACCCUUUAGCUCAGUGCGGAUGUUUCCUGUAAUCCAUGGCUUCUGGUUGGGGUAUGUACGUACGGUCACUGUGGGGACGACAUCAUCGAUGCACUUAUUGAUGAAGCCAGUGACUGAUGUGGUGUACUCCUCAAUGCUGUCUGAAGAAUCCCGGAACAUGUUCCAGUCUGUGCUAGCAAAACAGUCCUGUAGCUUAGCAUCUGCGUCAUCUGACCACUUUUUUAUUAGCCGAAUCACUGGUGCUUCCUGCUUCAGUUUUUGCUUAUAAGCAGGAAUCAGGAGGAUAGAGUUAUGGUCAGAUUUGCCAAAUGGAGGGCGAGGGAGAGCUUUGUAUGCGUCUCUGUGUGUGGAGUAAAGGUGGUCUAGAGUUUUUCCCCCUCUGGUUGCACAUUUAACAUGCUGGUAGAAAUGAGGUAGAACGGAUUUAAGUUUCCCUGCAUUAAAGUCCCCGGCUACUAGGAGCGCUGCAUCUGGAUGAGCGUUUUCCUGUUGAUUAAUGGCCUUGUACAACUCAUUCAGUGCAAUCUUAAUGCCAGCAUUGGUUUGUGGUGGUAAAUAGACAGCUAUGAAAAAUAUAGAUGAAAACUCUCUUGGUAAAUAGUGUGGUCUACAGCUUAUCAUAAGAUACUCUACCUCAGGCGAGCAAAACCUCGAGACUUCCUUAGUAUUUGAUUUUGUGCACCAGCUGUUGUUUACAAAUAUACACAGACCGCCGCCCCUUGUCUUACCGGAGGCAGCCGUUCUAUCCUGCCGAUGUAGCGUAUAGCCUGCUAGCUGAAUGUUGUCAUUGUUGUCGUUCAGCCACGACUCCGUGAAACAUAAGAUAUUACAGUUUUUAAUGUCCCGUUGGUAGGAUAACCGUAAUCUUAAAUCGUCCAUUUUAUUCUCAAAAGCUUGAACGUUGGCUAAUAGGAUUGAUGGGAGAGGCAGUUUACUCGUUCGCCGUCGGAUCCUUACAAGGCACCCGGAUCUGCGUCCACGAUAUCUCCGUCUCUUCCUCACGCGAAUGACGGGGAUCUGGGCCUUGUUGGGUGUCUGUAGAAUAUCCUUCGCGAACGCCUCGUUGAAGAAAAAGUCUUCGUCCAACGCGAGGUGAGUAAUCGCUGUCCUGAUAUCCAGAAGCUCUCUUUGGUUAUAAGAGACGAUGGCAGAAACAUUAUGUACAAAAUAAAUUACAAAUAACGCGGAAAAACACACAUAAUAGUACAAUUGGUUAGAGGGCUGUAAAACGGCAGCCAUCUUCUUCCGGCGCUGUUCUAUCGGCUAGUACAUGUCCCUGAGCCAGGAAAUGAUUGAUUUCCCCCUCUAGGAUGGAGAAGCUGUCUUCAUUAAAUUAUGGGGAUUCUAGAGGGGGGAAUUGUAAAGUGUUUAAACACUGUUUCCCAUGCUUGUUCAAUGAACCAUAAACAAUUAAUGAACAUGCCUUGCAAAAGUAUUCAUCCCCCUUAGCGUUUUUCCUAUUUUGUUGCAUUACAACCUGUAAUUUAAAUGGAUUUCUAUUUGGAUUUCAUGUAAUGGACAUACACAAAAUAGUCCAUAUUGGUGAAGUGAAAUGAAAAAAAUAACUUGUUUCAAAAAAUUCUAAAAGAUCAAUAAUGGAAAAGUGGUGCGUGCAUAUGUAUUCACCCCCUUUGCUAUGAAGCCCCUAAAUAAGAUCUGGUGCAACUAAUUACUUUCAGAAGUCACAUAAUUCGUAAUAUUGCACACAGGUGGACAUUAUUUAAGUGUCACAUGAUAUGUCACAUGAUCUCAGUAUAUAUACACCUAUUCUGAAAGGCCCCAGAGUCUGCAACACCACUAAGCAAGGGGCACCACCAAGCAAGCGGCACCAUGAAGACCAACGAGCUCUCCAAACAGGUCAGGGACAAAGUUGUGGAGAAGUACAAAUCAGGGUAGGCUUCUAAAAAAAAGAUCAGAAACUUUGAACGGAGCAUCAUUAAAUCCAUUAUUAAAAAAUGGAAAGAAUAUGGCACCACAACAAACCUGCCAAGAGAGGGCCGCCCACCAAAACUAAUGGACCAGGCAAGGAGGGCAUUAAUCAGAGAGGCAACAAAGAGACCAAAGAUAACCCUGAAGGAGCUGCAAAGUUCCACAGCGGAGAUUGGAGUAUCUGCCCAUAGGACCACUUUAAGCCGUACACUCCACAGAGCUGGGCUUUACGGAAGAGUGGCCAGAAAAAAGCCAUUGCUUAAAGAAAGAAAUAAGCAAACACGUUUGGUGUUCGCCAAAAUGCAUGUGGGAGACUCCCAACCAUAUGGAAGAAGGUACUCUGGUCAGAUGAGACUGAAAUUUAGCUUUUUGGCCAUCAAGGAAAACGCUAUGUCUGGCGCAAACCCAACACCUCUCAUCACCCCAUGUUUUUCAUCGGCAGGGACUGGGAAACUUGUCAGAAUUUAAGGAAUGAUGAAUGGCGCUAAAUACAGGGAAAUUCUUGAGGCAAACCUGUUUCAGUCUUCCAGAGAUUUGAGACUGGGACGGAGGUUCACCUUCCAGUAGGACAAUGACCCUAAGCAUACUGCUAAAGCAACACUCAAGUGGUUUUAGGGGAAACAUUGAAAUGUCUUGGAAUGGCCUAGUCAAAGCCCAGACCUCAAUCCAAUUGAGAAUCUGUGGUAUGACUUAAAGAUUGCUGUACACCAGCGGAACCCAUCCAACUUGAAGGAGCUGGAGCAGUUUUGCCUUGAAGAAUGGGCAAAAAUCCCAGUGGCUAGAUGUGCCAAGCUUAUAGAGAUAUACCCCAAGAGACUUGCAGCUGUAAUUGCUGCAAAAUGUGGCUCUACAAAGUAUUGACUUUGGGGGGGUGAAUAGUUAUGCACACUAAAGUUUCUGUUUUUCUGUCUUAUUUCUUGUUUGUUUCACCCAAAAAAUAUUUUGCAUCUUCAAAGUGGUAGGCAUGUUGUGUAAAUCAAAUGAUACAAACCCCCAAAAAAAUCAAUUUUAAUUACAGGUUGUUAGGCAACAAAAUAGGAUAAAUGACAAGGGGGGUGAAUACUUUCGCAAGCCACUGUAGGUAGCACACAGGAGGACAUUUUUCUAUAUUGAGAUAAUUUCCUUUAGAAUUUCUAGCCAAAUGUAAAAUGUUCCUGUUUUGAUUAAUUUAAUAGAGUGAGUUAGGUCUGCUCUAUACCAAAUUAGCAUACCCCCUGAGUCCCUUCCCUGUUUCACACCUGGUAGUUUUAUGGGACUACCAGCUCUCUGUAACCUAGAGGGCAACCAGUGGGUCCAUCUCCUCUAUACCAUGUUUCUUGUAGGAUGACAAUGUCUAUAUUUCUGAUUUCUUUGGUGAAGUCCAGGUUCCUGCUCUUUAGGCCAAAGGCAGAUGACCUCAGGCCUUGGAUAUUCCAAGAUGAGAUGGUGAAGUCUUUGUGUUCCAUAAAGUGUCCAAUGUUGUUAGUGAUGUGGUUUGGCCUCAGACCAGUAAGUGUGAGCAGAGCCUGCUGAGCAUCUGGUACAUGCUAUUGGCUUGAGCUAGUGUAAGGGGGGGGGGGGGGGGGGGAUCCUGCAGGUCAGGGAUCCUGCAGGUCUGGGAGAGUGUCUCGCUGGUGUGGGCGGGGUGUCUGUUGAUUUGAUGCUCCUGUGUGAGGUGUUGGGGCUGCGGUUGAGGGCGAUGUCCUUUAGGGUCCUGGCGAAGGUGGGCACUGCUGCCUUGUAUAGGUGGACCAGGUCGUAAAGGCUGUUCAAGUGCAGGGUGGAGUGGUGUGCCAGGUAAACAUUUGGUUUUGAGGCACAGUCACAGGAAAUACUUACAUUUACAUUUACAUUUUAGUCAUUUAGCAGACGCUCUUAUCCAGAGCGACUUACAGUUAGUGAGUGCAUAAUUUUAUUUUUUCAUACUGGUCCCCCGUGCACAUAUUCAAGUUAUUCAAGUUAAGUUAUUCAAGUCUUAUGAACAUAGAAACUUGGUUGCAGUUUCUAUGAUAAUUUGGUAAAAUCUUUAAUAAAUCUUUAAUACUGGCAUUUACCCGCUGUAUGGUAGUAGGGUGAAAGUAUUUUUGUGGUAGCAGGGUGGAGAUAACCACUUGUGAGUUGGGGACAGUAGAAUGUCACAUACCUGGCGCCGACGAAGAUGGCGGCCUCGCGACUAGCUCUUAAGAAACUUUGCGGUAUUUUUUUUAAUAUAUAUUAUUUUUUACAUUAUUAGCUCAGAAAGUGUUUUGUAUCAUUACAUACAGCCGGGGAAAACUAUUGGAUAUCAGAGCGGCGGUAGCUCACCAGCAUUACGACCAGGAAUAAGACUUUCCCGAAGCAGAUCCUUUGUUUGCUCUCCCCAGGGCAACUGAACUGAUUCCAGUGGCUGACCCAAAACAUCGCCGGCGGAGGAGAGGCACUUGGAGCGGCCUGCUGGUUCGACUUAGGAGGCGUGCACACCACCCACCGCUUCCAAGUAUACUACUCGCUAAUGUUCAGUCUCUGGUUAACAAGGUCGACGAGCUCCGGGCAAGGAUUUCUUUCCAGAGAGACAUCAAGGCCUGUAACAUACUUUGUUUCACGGAAACAUGGCUCUCUUGGGAUAUUCUGUCGAAAUCGGUCCAGCCAGAUGGGUUCUCAGUUCAUCGCGCAGACAGGAAUAAAUAUCUCUCCGGGAAGCAGAAGGGCGGAGGUGUGUGUUUCAUGAAUAACGACUCAUGGUGUAAUUGUAGUAACAUACAGGAACUCAAGUCCUUUUGUUCACCCGACCUAGAAUACCUCAUAAUCAAAUGCAGACCAUAUUAUCUCCCAAGAUAAUUUUAUUCGGUUAUAGUCACGGCCGUGUAUAUCCCCCCUCAAGCCGAUACCACGACGGCCCUCAAAAAACUUCACUGGACUUUAUGAAAACUGGAAACCACAUAUUCUGAGGCGGCAUUUAUUGUAGCCGGGAUUUUAACAAAGCAAAUUUGAGGACUAAGCUGCCGAAGUUCUAUCAACAUAUCGACUGUUGUACUCGCGCUGCUAAAAUCCUCGACCAUUGCUAUUUGAACUUCCGGGAUGGUUAUAAGGCCCUCCCCUGCCCUCCUUUCAGCAAAUCUGACCACGACUCCAUUUUGCUCCUCCCUUCCUAUAGGCAGAAAUUAAAACAGGAAGUGCCCAUGGUAAGGACUAUUCAACACUGGUCUGACCAAUCGGAAUCCACGCUUCAAGAUUGUUUUGAUAACGCGGACUAGGAUAUGUUCCGGGUAGCUUGCGAAAAUAAUUUUGACGAAUACACUGAAACGGUGACUGAGUUUAUCAGGAAGUGUAUAGGUGAUGUUGUGCCCACUGUGACUAUUAAAACCUACCCUAACCAGAAACCGUGGAUAGAUGGCAGCAUUCGCGCAAAACUGAAAACGCGAACCACCGCAUUUAACCAUGGAAAGGUGACUGGGAAUAUGGCAGAAUACAAACAGUGUAGCUACUCACUCCACAAGGCAAUUAAACUGGCAAAACAUCAGUAUAGAGACAAAGUGGAGUCGCAAUUCAACGGCUCAGACAUGAGACAUAUGUGGCAGGGUCUACAGACAAUCACGGACUACAAAAGGAAAACCAGCCACGUCGCCGACACUGUCUCGCUUCCAGACAAGCUAAACACCUUCUUCGCCCGCUUUGAGGAUAACACAGUGCCACCGACGAGGCCCACUACCAAGGACUGUGGCCUCUCCUUCUCCAUGGCUGACGUGAGUAAGACAUUUAAGCAUGUUAACCCCAGACGGCAUCCCUAGCCGCAUCCUCAGAGCAUGCGCAGACCAGCUGGUUGGUGUGUUUACGGACAUAUUCAAUCUCUCCCUUUCCCAGUCUGCUGUUCCCACAUGCUUCAAGAUGGCCACCAUUGUUCCUAUACCCAAGAAAGCAAAGGUAACUGAACUAAAUGACUAUCGCCUCGUAGCACUCACCUCUGUCAUCAUGAAGUGCUUUGAGAGACUAGUCAAGGAUCAUAUCACCUCUACCUUACCUAUCACCCUAGACCCACUUCAAUUUUCUUACCACCCCAAUAGGUCCACAGACGAUGCAAUCGCCAUCACACUGCACACUGCACACUGCCCUAUCCCAUCUGGACAAGAGGAAUACCUAUGUAAGAAUGCAGUUCAUUGACUAUAGCUCAGCAUUCAACACCAUAGUACCCUCCAAGCUCAUCAUUAAGCUCGAGGCCCUGGGUCUGAACCCCGCCCUGUGCAACUGAGUCCUGGACUUCCUGACGGGCCGCCCCCAGGUGGUGAAGGUAGGAAACAACAUCUCCACUUCGCUGAUCCUCAACACUGGGGCCCCACAAGGGUGCGUGCUCAGCCCCCCCCCCUGUACUCCCUGUUCACCCAUGACUGCGUGGCCAAUCACGCCUCCAACUCAAUCAUCAAGUUUGCAGACGACACAACAGUAGUAGGCUUGAUUACCAACAAUGACGAGACCACCUACAGGGAGGAGGUGAGGGCUCUGGGAGUGUGGUGCCAGGAAAAUAACCUCUCACUCAACGUCAACAAAACAAAGGAGAUGAUCGUGGACUUCAGGAAACAGCAGAGGGUGCACCCCCCUAUCCACAUCGACGGGACCGCAGUGGAGAAGAUGGAAAGCUUCAAGUUCCUUGGCGUACACAUCACCGACAAACUUAAAUGGUCCACCCACGCAGACAGUGUGGUGAAGAAGGCGCACAGAGCCUCUUCAACCUCAGGAGGCUGAAGAAAUUUGGCUUGGCACCUAAAACCCUCACAAACUUUGACUGAUGCACAAUUGAAAGCAACCUGUCGGGCUGUAUCACCGCCUGGUACGGCAACUGCACCGCCCGCAACUGCAGGGCUCUCCAGAGGGUGGUGCGGUCUGCCGAACGGAUUACCGGGAGCAAACUACCCGCCCUCCAAGACACCUACAGCACCCGAUGUUACAGGAAGGCCAAAAAGAUAAUCAUGGACAUCAACCACCCGAGCCACUGCCUGUUCACCCCGCUAUCAUCCAGAAGGCGAGGUCAGUACUGGUGCAUCAAAGCUGGGACAGAGAGAAUGAAAAACAGCUUCUAUCUCAAGGCCAUCAGACUGUUAAAUAGCCAUCACUAGCACAUUAGAGGCUGCUGUUGCCUAUUGAAAUCACUGGCCACUUUAAGAAAUGGAACACUAGUCACUUUAAUAAUGUUUACAUAUCUUGCACUACUCAUCUCAUAUGUGUAUAUACUGUAUUCUAUUCUAUAAUAUUAUACUGUAUCUUAGUCCAUGCUGAUCUGUCAUUGCUUGUCCAUUCCUUACUAGAUUUGUGUGUAUUGGGUAUAUGUUGUGAAAUUGUUAGAUAUUACUUGUUAGAUAUUACUGCACUGUUGGAGCUAAGCACAAGCAUUUCGCUACACCCGCAAUAACAUCUGCUAAACACGUGUAUGUGACAAAUACAAUUUGAUUUGAUUAGAAUAAGCUUUUUCAAUCACUCCCUUGAGUGCUGUGGCCACCCUUUCCUGCUGUGCUCUCAGGUCGUUUGUGUCUGUGUGUAUUAUUAUGUGGCAGGGUGACCCUAGUUGGUCCUCAGACAGAAGGUCUAGGGCACACUGAGUGUUUGGACACCAGAGUUUAGAGACUGUGUGUUUGGGAAAAAGUUUAUUUUAUUGUAUAUAUUUCCUGUUUGAGUCCAUAAGGAGUACAAUCUGUGGCUUGUGGGUAUGGGGGGGGGGGGUUGUCAGGAGGGCUAUCAGGGGGGCUGACAAGAGGGGGUGCUCAGAGGGGGUGGGAUGCCCUGGGCUUGGGGUUCUUCAUUUAUCUGUCCUGCUGUGAUGUCGAGGCUAUGGUCAGGGUCUAGGGUGGACUGUUCUGCUGUGAUGUCGAGGCUAUGGUCAGGGUCUAGGGUGGACUGUUCUGCUGUGGUGUCGAGGCUAUGGUCAGGGUCUAGGGUGGGACUGUUCUGCUGUGGUGUCGAGAUUUUGGUCAGGAUCUGAGGUGGGCUGUUCUGCUGGCUUCUCUGCAGGGGUGGCCAGCUCUCUAAUGGGUUGUUCUCUCUCACACGUCAUCUUUCUCCCCUUCUCCUCCAGCACUCUCACCUUCUCCUCUAGUGCGCUGUUCUUCUCCUGCCCCGGGCCUUCUUCUUCCGCUCCUGCUCUUUCUCCUGUUGAAGUUGUCUCACCACAGUCCAGAGUUGAGACAUGUCUCUCUCCCCCUCCAGCUCUCCGGGUGUUAUGUAUUUUCAUAGUGUUGUGGGAACAAGGUUAAAUCUAUUAGAAAGGUGACUCUUGGUGCCACAGAGUCUGGAUGCCAAGGAUUCCAGUAUGUCGAGGGAGCUUACUGGGGUUUAUCUUAGAAUGAUUGAUAGAUAGAAUAUACUGACUUGGGUACAAGCAGAUACCAUCAGAGUGGGGAGUGCCAACUGAUGGUUACCGGAUGUUGUGGAAGCAAAAUGUAACAUGGACUAUAAGAAGAGAGAUAUUUUAUUUGUCCAGUGUUCGGAUGACAAGAGGCAAAGCACGUGCCGUUUGUUAAACGAACCCUGUACCGUAAUCAAAUAAAUACUUUGUAUCAACUCUCCAUCUGUGUCCCAUAUUCUCUUACAUCUUGAAGUACUCGAUACCAGAGAAACUCAUCAUAACACUGGGUCAGGAUGAGGGGGUGUUGUUGUGCUGGACUGUUGUCUGGGUCUGUGCUGACUGAAAUGUGUUCACCUGCUGUUCCAGCUCCACCUGCAUUACCUCCAGCUGGGUGAAUUGAUCCUUCAUUUCAGUGAGGGUGUAGUGCUCUGUGCUGGGAGGUUGACUUUCCGCUUGGGGUUGGUCGUCUAUGGGGUUGUUUAAUGAAGAGGUCUGGUCUGACUCCCUCGGGGUGGGGGAGUCUUUCUCAAGAGAGAGCUUCUCCUGCUGCUGUUUGGGGUUGCCCUGUACCAAUACUGUUCCAGACUUGUACAGGUUGACAUUGGCUGACUCAGAGUCCUCGUUGCCUAGUGUCCUGAGUUUCCACCCAUCGCUAACACUCCCCCUCUUGACAGAGGGGUAGUGUGUUAAUAUAGCACUGCGUCAUGCCAGGGGAUGGUCUGUGUGGAAUAUUAAGUUGCUUAUGUUCCCAUUUCUGUACCAGUCAGCAAAAAGUGUCUCUGGAUUGUCCAUGAGGAGCUUAUUUUUGUACUCUUUCCGUGCCUUCUCAUUUUUUACAUCCAAGUAAUGACCUCUGCACAGAGGGAGGCCAUUGAGCAGGGGUCUUCAAAGACCUCUGCAUUUGGGCGGGGGAGGCUGUGAAACUCUCCUGCCAUUGUUGGGCUCAAGGUCUUUGACACCUCUCACUUCACACCUCAGUGCUAAUUGAAGUUGCAGCCGGAUCUGUUCUGUCCUAGCAAGCUUGGUAGCCUUAACUUAGCAUUCAGUCCUUAUAAAGUAAAAUAGUGUAAUAUAUUUUUCUUCUUGGCUUUAAAAGUAGCUUCAGACUAAACAUUACUCACUCAGUUCCAGGUUGGAUAGUAUUUUCAGGUUUCUGUUGUGCUUUGUUUGCUAGUUGUUAGUUUGCCAGAGGAUUUGUUGUAUAGUCCUUGGGAAUAAGAAUCUUUGGUAGUAGGAAUCCUUCCAGGUAAUUUUGUCCAAAAUCAGGUUGUCUCUCUCCUCCAGUUGUUUGUUAAGGGAGUUGUGAAUCAGGAGGCCCAGCAGGAGGUUCCGUAUCCAGCAGUCCUUCACUGUGUGUUCUGUGGAUCCCGGGGGCUGUUCAUGGACUGCCUGAUCAGAAACACCUCUGCUCAGAUAAUGGUAAGCAUACACACACGUUCGCUCCCAGGCGCAUACACGAAUGCAGGCAUACAGACAAGUGUAUUCACACACACACACGAUCAAAUGGAUGGAUGGCUGAUGAAAGAAGGAAAUGCACAUUAGAGGAGAGGAAGGAGGUUGUGGGUUUGAGUCUCUUUAGUCCUAGAGAGAUAAGACUAAAGUUGAUCUUCUCCCUUUUUUCACAUUUUCCUUCCUCCAGGUGGGUUCCCCAGGCUUCCUGCUCAUCUCAGGUCUGGCAGAACCAGUGGUCAGGGCCUACUCCCUGAUCACAGACCUGGUGGAGCGCUACGAGAGCACCCAGGGACGACUCAGCGAGCCUGGGGACAGGGCAGCAGGCGAGACCCUGGAUUCCCGUCUGGCCUUCAAGUCCCUGGUGGAGAGAUGGGAGGACAGGCACACUCUGGACCUGCUAGUGCUACCGGGAGCAGUGAAGGAGACUUUACUGGAUCUGGUGAGGGAACAUGGGCUGGGAUCUAAUCCUGGUCCCGGGGGCUUGAAUCCCGGUCCAGUGCUGGGCUCAAACCCCAUUCCAGGGCUGGGCUUGAACCUUGGUCUUGGGGGGUCUAGAGACAAAGUGGGUCUAAUGGACACUGAUACCCAGAGACUAUGGGACAGCAAGUUCGACUUAGAGGCACUAACACUUAUGGAUACCAGAAUAGGGAUCAGAGCUGGAGAGGCAAGGGCCAUACAGGAAAUACAGGGGAUUUCAACGACCAAACCUUCUGAACAUUCCCACCACAACCAAGACCCUGGUCUACAGAAUAUGGGACAGUUUUCUCAACAGACGUUCACUACCCCACCUGUAAAAGAUAGAGAGGGAAGCAGGUAUGGGACACGAGGAGGAAUUGGGAACGAAGCAGCACCCCGAGAUUCCAUCUUCCACUCUUUCCCCCAAAACGAGGACAUUCGUGGUCGAGCCGAGGGGUCGGAGGGGGCAGAAGCGGUACUAGGGCAUUCCCCACAGGAGGUAAAGGAGGCGGGACACCCUGAAGAAGAGGAGGAGCUAGAGACAGAGGAGGGAGAAGGGAAGAUUUUGUUGUCAGUAGGGAAGGAGUUUGGCCUGCUUCUGAUGUUCUUCACGGCUAUGGGCUAUGCAGAAGACGUGGUACUGAGGGUCUUAGCCCAGACCAGACUCAGAGAAGCUUCCCAGAUCCUGGAUCUGGUGCAGCAAGAGCAGGACCGGACCGGACUGGCCAUGAACCGCCCUGUGGAGCUAGAGCACAGAGAGGUGGAGGAGAGGGGAAGAGAGGGGGAGGAGAGCGGAGGUAGAGAAGUGAGAGGAAAGAGAACCGUUAUAGAUAAAAGAGUGGAGGUGGAGACGGAGAUGGAGGGAGGCGUGGGAGAAGGGGUGAGGGCUAGAGAAGAGCAAAGAGAGGAGGAGGGAAGAGGGAGGGAGAGUGGAGGAUUGUCUGCUGAUUUGUCCAAGGAUUCAACAAAGGUAGACAGGGAGAGAAGUGAGGGGGGCAAGGAGAGCGGUGAAGGGGACAGUAAGGGAGGAGAGGUGGGGAACGAGGAGGAUUUUGUCCUGGGGGUGCUGAUGAAGGCUGCGGCCAACUGUGGGUACACAGAGGAGAAGGUAAUAAAAGUAUACAGUAUGUUACCUGAACUGUCCACACGUCAGCUACUCCUGGAGCUACAGAGAGAGGGCGCCAGAGAGACAGAAGCUAAUUCCCAGGACAGGGUAAGUGACGAACCAAGAGUGGUGGAUGAGGUUGUCUCAGAUGUACGGAAAAAGAAGGGCAGAAAAGAAGAAACAGAGAAGGAGAGAGGUAAAGAGAGGGAGGCACCGGCACAACCAUUCACGGCUACUGAAAACAGAGGAGUAGAAAGGAAGAGUGCCAAAGGAAUGAGUGAAAGGAAGACAGAUGAGGUAGGAGAAGUGAAAGUGCCAAACCAAACCGUUGAUGGUCCAGUUAGGGUUGAACCGGAUCUGGCUCAGUGGAACGCUGUGAUGAACAAGGUUCCGUUCCCGACCCAUGGUCACCAGAAGAACCCCACACAGACACGACCGCAACCCGCCCAGACACACACCCCCCAUCGAGCCAGCCCCCCUUUAGUCAGAGGGCCUCCCCAGCCCACCUACCCCACCACACUACCUCCACAACCCACCAACCUUCCCUUAUUUCACAAUCAACUAGCCUCCGCCCUCACCGUGAAUAACUCCUCAGCAACCAGAGUGAAGGAGAAACAGGGUUUCUUUACCCUAGCUGCAGAGGUUCCAGCAAGAAAGGGUCUCCCUGCCCUAAGAGAAGCGGCUGUUAAGGGAUGGGGUCUCCCGACCAUGGCAGCAGGGUCUUUAGUGACGGGGCAGCAGCGCUUCCUGGAAGGACUACAGACGCCCUUUGACCUCAAGCUGACUGACCAACCAGGAGACCCAGGUCUCAGGAUGGUGGUCAUCGACGGGAGCAAUGUUGCCAUGAGGUGAGAACGAGGGAAGAGAGAAUGAGAACGAGAGAAGUGAGAAGACGAAAGGAUUACUAAUAAGAUGGAAAAUGUAGAAGGGCAGGCAAAAUGUUGAGGUUAUUCAUUCAUUUAGUUAUUUAGUAAACGCUUUCACUGAAAGCAGUGACAUACCUGUGUGGCCCCUACAUUACAUGAAUCCACAACUGUUUUAGUUGUAAUGCUAUGCUCCAACUAACAGAGCUAUUGUUUACAUUAUUCAAAUAACAAGUAUUCUAUACAGCAGUAUUUAAUAUGUUUUUAUCUCGCUCCUUCUCUGUAGUCAUGGUCUGGGUAAUUUCUUCUCGUGUCGAGGAAUCGCCCUGGCCGUGCAACACUUCUGGAACCGCGGCCAUCGCAGAAUCAGCACCUUCCUGCCCCAGUGGAGGCAGAAGAGAGAUCCCCGGGUCAAAGGUAACACUUCCUGUCCGUCUGGAAACCCAGACUUUACAUCCAUCCAGCUCUUUCAUUUCACCAGUUUUGUCAAGUCACUUCAGGAAGUUAAGUUUUUUCUAUGGAUUUGUUAUUAAUGUAUUUGUCCAUUAAUUAAUUCACUUCCUGAAUUGACCCCAAGCCUGUAUAGUAUUAUCCCUAAGGAAUUUAUUCAUUGUGGUAAAUCAAAUCAAAUCAAAUGUUAUUUGCCACAUGCGCCGAAUACAACAGGUCUAGACAUUACAGUGAAAUGUGUGUGACUGUGUGUACCGUGUUGUAAAGGAGCGGAUUUUGGUCUGUGUUGUUUUCAGAGCAGCACUACCUAACUGAGCUCCAGAACCUGGGUCUGCUCUCCUACACCCCCUCCAGAGAGGUCCAGGGGAAGAGAAUAAACUCAUACGAUGACAGGUUGGACCCUCGCAUCUGUCAUACUAUAGAUCUGCUUGUAAACAGCUUAAAAUCUUUAUAUUAAUAGCUGCUUAUAAACUGCUUAUAAACUGCUUAUUAAUGGCUUCUAAAUUUACAUGAAAAGUAUUUUUAUGAACUCCCUUUAAACUGCUUAUAAACAGCUUUGUUACAGUUUAAGUUAUAUAUGUACAGUAUAAGGCUUGUUCAUGCUUAAUAGGGAAUAUUCUAUAAAUGGAUGAAGUGACGUCCCUAUUGCACUCCUCCCUCGUCCUUGUUCUCUGCAGGUUCAUGCUGCAGCUGGCCCAGAAGACGGAUGGUGUGAUCGUGACAAAUGACAACCUUAGAGACCUGCUGGAUGAGUCCCAUGUAUGGAGAGACAUCAUCAAGAAAAGGUAGAGAAAGAGAAAGAAAGGAAUGGAGGAGAGGAAACAGAUUUUUCUGUCAAUAAGUUGACUGUAUGUUAGCAAUUGUCUAAUGAAAUCAGAAACAUUUUUAUAAAUAGAUUUAGGAUAGAUUUGUGCAUUGCACAGGACAGCAACAAUACAAUUUUAAUUCCCCUUUAGUGGAUUUGACCACUAAAGUCAACCUUGAGUAUGAACCAACACCCCUUUGAUUUCAAAGCGAUAUAUUGGGCUCUAUCUCUAUAACAACAGACCCCAUUUACAUCAUGUAUUAAAAAUGCAAACUGUAUGCGCAUUUGUAUUCGCAUAACAAGAAAUGCAUCUUAAUGCUACAUCGUGAUUGGAAUGUAAGCAGAUUUGCUCAGUGUAAAUGCAAUUAGUCCAACCUGACCACAUUCAGUGGGCAACAUCAUCAGUGCUCCGUCUAAAAUACAGUGUUAUUCAAACUCCACCUCAGUGUUCCACCUAUUGAAUGUAAAAAGAAAAAGAGCAAGGACAGAACGGACAAUUGCAAAAAAAUUAAAAUGUGGUGUCAGCAUUUAACCCCCUGCUUUACUCAAAUGUAUCAACGGCGGAUCAUUAUUUAGGACAGGUGGCAUAUCAUUUUUGUUUAAAGUUUUCAAUUUCGUCUUCAUCGUCACUAUCGCACUAUAACCGUCUCUCUCUCCCCUUCAGACUUUCCCCAUCAAGUUUCAUACAUUGUGUCUUUGCAUUAAGCUAUAGGCAAAUGUAUUUCUGAUGUUUUGCUAUAGGUAGGUAUUUUUGAAACAGUAGGCGUAGGCCUACAAAUAGACUAGGCCUACUCAGUGGCAAUUUUAGCAUGGCAAUCUUGGUGGGGCAAACUCCCCCAAAUUUUUUUUUUAAUGCAUGCCAGCAAAGCAACUACACUACACAACACUAACAAUACAUUAAUUGCACUAUAGUGGUGACAAACGGUGCCCACAAACUGUUAGGGCCUACAUAAAGCUGUCCCAACAGCAGAGCUUUCUUUUCAGCACCAUGGAGUGAAUCCUUACCACCACUACACCUGGCUAUCAGCGGAGCCUUGUCUGGCAGCAAAACAGUUAAUUCAGCCUCCUUUACUGCCUUUAAAAAAAUCAUAGCUGAUAUGUAUGACUUCCUUAGACAAAUGUGGUUUCUACUGACAAUUGAGGUGUACAAACUAUGGCAUAAGGGAACGAUGAGCAGAUAAGAGGCAAUCCGUAAUUUCAAUGAAGACAUUAAUGAGCGAGCUAAGACGGACGUAUUCAAUAUAAAUAUUUGUUCAGCAGUUUUGAAAUGUACAGCGACAGAAUUCAGAACAUGGGCCGUUCUUACAGUGUUCUCCCUGUACACCAAGUCAGAACCAUGGGAUAAAUAAAUGGGGCAUAUAAGCAGACAAUGAAAGCUCUUACAAUAUUUGAUGAUUACAUUUCUCUAAAACAGGCUAUAGGCUACAUGACAUCAAGUCAGAACAGUAGGCUAAAUUAUGAGGGGGAAAGGGACCAAAUUAUUAGGGUGAGGCACAUGGGCUAAUAACAGCUUACUACACAACAUACACUUAGUAUUACUUUCUUAGCUACAGUAUACAUAUCUCCCUGGCAUAUUACAUAAUUUAUGCAGCAGCAUACAAGCGAUUUUUGGACUUUGUUGUGCUGUGCUCACUUCAACAGGAAGGUGGCGCGGCAGUCCUACUUGUGGGCAAAUUUUGUCAUCAAACUUUGUCUUCAGUCUGGCAUUCUCUGGAUUUAUGGUGCUUUCAAGACAACUGGGAACUCUGAAAAAAACACGGUCGAAUCAUGACGUCAGUGAUCUUCAGGUUGGAGCUCUAGAAAGAGGCCCGAAUUCCCGACUUGGAAUUCCGAAUUGGAUGACCACUCAAAGCGGAUUUUCCCAGUCGGAACCCGUUCUUUUCAGAGUUCCCAGUUGUCUUGAACUCACUGAAGUCUAGAUUUCCCAAUUACGAGUUUCCAGUUGUUUUAAAUGCGGCAGAAGUCAUGCUGGAUUGACAGCAUGGCCAACGUAUCCAACCUUUUCUGGCCCAUGGUGUUGCAUGUGAAUGUUUAUCCUUUUAAGCUCGUAAAAUAGACUAUUAAACCCAGACUUGGACCAAACACCCUCUCCACUGAAUAGCAGGCUAGUGGUUGCUUUGCAACACUUGCAGUUAGCCACCGAUUCCUUCCAAACCACUCAUUGUUGAUUUUGCGAUUUCCAACUUGUUGUGUAAUGUUUAUGUCCAAUGGCCGAUGAGCACCAAUACGUUUUAUCUAUAAUUUCUCUUCAUAUGACAAGGAUUGAAAAGGAUUUGCCAGUAGAUUGUCGACUUGAUUCAUGAUGAUGUCUGCAUGUCUAGCUUGCUAGCUAAGAUUUUGAAAGUAUAAUGUUGACAUGAUCAGUCCAAUCAAAGCUACGGUAGAUAUAACAUGAUUUGACGUCAUUUUAUCUGUGGCCAAUGACCUUGAGCCUUCUUGGAUGGGCACUUCUAAUGUAAAUCUAUGGGCAGCACCCAAGGGGCUUGAAUUUUCAAGCUCUCUCUGUAGAUUGUGCGGUGAUGUAGUGUCCCCAUGAGUGACAGAACCCUUAGCCAAUCACGGCACAACUAGAGAACAUUACUAACCCCUACGCUCUGUAUUUUCCGUUGGCUGACCCACCACCACAGAAAGCACUGAGCUAGGCUGAAACACCUGCAUCCAGCCUGCACUUCCAGACCCUGACAAACCUCAGAUAUUGAUUAGGCCUAGGUUUUUAGGGACAAUGCAAUUAUCCUACCUAUUCUACCUACAACAACACAAAGCAAUCAAUAUUAAAAUCUUCAACUUAUGUUGUGAUAAUUGCGUUGUUUGCUCUAUAACCUGUUCCAAUGAGCACAUUCACACUCAUCACAAUAUGCAAUAAACCUGUGCAGAAUAAAUGGCCACAGUUUAGUCCAGAAUAGGUCAAUAGUUAUUGCAAUAUAUCAGCAAAUAUCGGCACGUUCAUUCCGAAAUGAAAGUGCCGAUGGCGCAGUGGUCUAAGGCACUGCAUCACAGUGCUAACUGUGCCACUAGAGAUCCUGGUUCGAAUCCAGGCUCUGUCGCAGCCGGCCGCGACCGGGAGACUCAUGGGCGGCGCACAAUUGGCCCAGCGUCGUCCAGGGUAGGGGAGGGAAUGGCCGGCAGGGAUGUAGCUCAGUUGAUAGAGCAUGGCGUUUGCAAUGCCAGGGUUGUGGGUUCGAUUCCCACGGGGGGCCAGUAUAAAAAAAUAUGUAUUCACUAACUGUAAGUCGCUCUGGAUAAGAGCGUCUGCUAAAUGACUAAAAUGUAAAUGUUAAGAUGACGGUCAAAGGGAGGAUUGAAAAUGGAAAGCAGUUAACGUGAAAAAGUUGAAUAGCACUCCAUUGAUAUGAUGACGUAAUGUAGCCUACACUUAAUUUUUAUACAAACCUUGAUCCAAUUGUUAGCAAUGCUCUCUGUGAAACCCUACCUUUUGAGUAUAGCCUAUCUUACAGAAUAUAGGAACACCAGAAAAAUGUGUAGAUACAGUGCUAAACUUGAAAAACGUGUGGUUCUCACGGUGAAGUGAAAUGAUACUAUUUAUCGACUUGCUCACCAGUGUGCUCUGAAGAAGAAACAGCGAAACAAUGUAGCCUAACAACAUUGCUCACAAACAGCACAGAUUUGAUUUUAUGAUAGAAGCGCUGGUCCUCUUAAAUUGUAAUUCCAGGUUGCACAUCAAAUUAUUUAAGGGCAUAUUCAAUGGUCUGCUGUGGCCAUACAGUCAUGUCAAGCAUAGGGUUGUCUUGGAAGAUGGAAAUAGGAAUAUAAUAUACCUGUGAAAAAACAUUGAAAUACCACCCCAAUACAAUGAUGUAGGCCAGUGGUCACCAACCAGUCGAUCGCAUUCCAAGUCAAGGCAUUCCUAGUCGAUCGCCAAACAUUUCUGUAAAAAAAGAACAACGAUAAAGCCGUAUUUUUUUUUAUCGUCUCGCGCUGUUGGCAGUGGGUGCACCCGAUUCAGCUGCCCUGUGCGCUGGGUGGCCAAGUGUUCCCAUUUUGAACCAUUUCAUGUGUCUGAAGUAGAAACUCUGCUUCCCGGCGGGCCCGGAGAGCAAAUCAAGUACACUAUCCGCUGGCCAAUUGGAAGGCUCAGAUUACUGUGUCUGCAGUAACGUAGCAGGUGUAAAAAAAUAUAUACAGCUAAAUUGAAACUGAGAUUUCUAAACGUUUAAAACCAUUAAUACAGCAAAGACCUUCUUUUUUAUAUGAGUGAGUUCAUGUUUAUAUUUUUACUCAGUCAGUUCUGUCAACACUUUUUAUUCAACUUUCAUAAGCCACAAAAUGUGUGUUCUACUCGCGCUACAACCAGAACUGCAGCACUAAUGAAUGAGUAGGAAAGUGUAUCUAUAGGCUUGCGUUGUUGUUAUUAUUAGUGGCUUGGGCCUUUUUUAAUAUCGAGGAAUAUUUAACUUUCUCUGUUCAUAGGAGUAACAACAUGAAUUUGUGCAUUAGGCAGAAAUAAUGCGGUGCAACUCGAGUUUCGCCAUCAGCUGGAAGACGGUGUCCCUUUUUGGUCAGUGGCAGUCGAGGAAAGGGAGAGCGGAGGGAUGUUGAGAGGCGGACCCUCAGUCUGCUGCUCUCUCCCUCCGCUGAGACUGACCAUCAGAUGCAGGCCCAGUAAAAUAGCCCAGUAAAAUAAAAAUAAAAAGCAAAUUAUUUAAAUGUAUGCUCACUCAGCUGUGCCUCACAAGUAAUACAACAACUGAUCUAUUACCGGUGUGAUCAUAUGGCCUACCUAAUAUAUUUUUAAAUGGCCCGAACAGCAAUGCAUUGGCAGGGCAAUUGAAUUAAAGCCAAUAUGAGGUGAUAAUGUAUUGGGCUUAUAGCCUACUGCACAAACCUCAUUGCUGUUUUUAAUAGGUUCAUGUUGCAUAGGCUUACGUUUUUUAAGUAAUGUAAAAAAUCUGAGCGGUAGAUCUCGGCUUGCAUUUUGAUUUAGAAAGUGAUCUUGACUCAUAAAACGUUGGUUACCACUGAUGUAGGCCUAUAGGCUAUACACUGUAUAUAACUGAAUUGUGACCACAAACUAUCUGCAUAAAUUGGAGGGAAAAGUUAGAUCCGAACACAAUGGAGACACAAUGGGGCCAGAGUGCACAUAUUUUAUUAACAAGGUGUAAUUGCAAGUAAAUGCAAGGCCCGUGUUCAGCAUGUCAUCCUAAUACAAGCUGUAAAUUAGGUCUCAGUGUCAUACUGAUUGUGUAUUACCCAGACUCCUCCAGUACACGUUUGUAGGUGAUCACUUCAUGGUGCCUGAUGACCCGCUGGGCCGAGAAGGACCCCAUCUAGAUGACUUCCUACGCUCACUGCACAGGUAACACACACACACUUCCUCUUACUCUCUGUCUAGAUUUAUCCCACAUAAACAAAUACACAUUCCUCAUACUCUCUCUCUCCCUCCCUCCCCCAUCUCUCUCUCUCUCUCUCUCUCUCUCUCUCUCUCUCUCUCUCUCUCUCUCUCUCUCUCUCUCUCUCCUCUCUCUCCUCUCUCUCUCUCUCUCUCUCUCAGGACUCCUGACCCAGGCAGUCACACGUUUGCGGGUAUUGCCUCCUCCCCCUUCCCCCGAGCUCCCAGGGCCCAGACAGAGGUCCUGAUGUUCCGGGACAGAACACCAGGUGUCGCUGUGGAGCCAUAUUCCAGCCAGGCCCGGGGCAGAGGGAAAAGGAAGGGGCAGGCUAAGGCUGGACACGGUAGCCCCGGAAUGGACCUUGUUCCGGGGAUGGGCCUUGGCCUGGAUGUGGAGAGGAGCGCAGCAGAGACCUCCAGGCUUAGGGAGAGCCUAUCCCAGGUGUUCCCAGGACAGGAUAGCAUUGUUACUCUGGUGCUGCAGUGUAACCCUACAGUGACUGACAUCAAUUCACUGUCACACAUUAUGCUGCAGCAACAGAUGGAGAUUGAGCGGGGGGUGUAG
Coregonus sp. 'balchen' is the source of this 27366-nucleotide messenger RNA. The record is from the annotation of a GenBank genome assembly. NCBI's taxonomy places the organism in Eukaryota, Metazoa, Chordata, Actinopteri, Salmoniformes, Salmonidae.